This is a messenger RNA of Cladocopium goreaui, 958 nucleotides long. Lineage: Eukaryota; Dinophyceae; Suessiales; Symbiodiniaceae. The record is from the annotation of a GenBank genome assembly.
CAGCAACACUUCAGCCCGCCAUGUCCACGGCGGUCUAUGCGGUGCAUGCGGCGCAGUGGGCCGCACGCCAGGGUGCGUCCGCGCCGCGGCGCGAGUUCUUCAGCCAGCUGAGGUUGAAACUUCGGAACGCCCGGAAAGUAGAGAUACCAUUCCCCACGGUCCACUCGGAGAGUGGCUGGAAUGUCGUCUAUGGCACGAUGCUUCGGCAGUGGGAAGAAGAGCAGGCCCGUCUCUUGGCCAAGACGUGGCGUGGCCGGGUGCAGGCGUUGAGGGAGACAUUCUCAGAGAUUCGGCCCUUGAUGGUCUCUACAGCAUCUGGUUUCAUGGUGCUGACGGUGAGUGAUGUAAUGGUCCAGAAGGCUGUUGAAAAGCGCAAGGAAAUAGAUGUGACCCGCACAACUGCCAUGGGGCUUUUCGGCCUGGGAUAUGCGGGCUUUCUGCAGCACUUCCUCUACACGCGCCUUUGGCCCUUGAUUCUGCAGGCAGCGCGUCUCUCGGGUUCGCGUGCAGUGGCCUUCCAGGUUUUAGGGGAUCAAGGUGUGUACAUGCCGUUGAUGUAUCUUCCCAUCUACUAUGCCAGUAAGGAGAUGGCAUGUGCUGGGCAGAUGAUUUGGGAGACCGCCAUGGCGGGUGUUCAGCGUUGCAGAGAGAAUCUGAUGACUGACCUCCAGUUGUGCUGCUGUUAUUGGAUUCCAGUGCAGGCGAUCACCUUUGGCCUCAUCCCACUGGCGGCGCGGGUCUUCUUUAUGUCCAUGGCGGGGGUGGUCUUCCAAGUGGGUUUGCAAACAGUGAUGCUGCACCGCCGCAGCGAAUGAAAAAAAAAACGCCGAGCCAGGGCGGCAGGGCGCGCCAGCCCUUCUGCGCCAGGGAGAUGUGGCCCCAGUUUUUUGGGGAUCCCUAAGGAGUGGGGACCGCCAAGACGGUGGGACGAGAUUUCCAGUUGAAAAAUGGCUGUUGG